AUGUCAGAAUCUUCUGGCGACGAGGCGUCCGACGACCACGCGGCCACCGUGGCUUCUUCACGGAUACCAGCUUGCGUUUCCAAGUUGGCUCCAUCGAAUGCCUCGAGGACCUGGUCAAUUAUCAAUGCGCUCCUCUCCGUUUGGUCUUUCCUGCUUGUGCUGGAGAUAACCGGCAAUUCGAUCUUCGACAGUCAUCAUUUUCUGGUAGAAUCACACCUGUAUCUGGUGUGGAAUUUUGGGGCGAGCACCACCUGGUGCCUGGAGGUGACAUUGACCGUCUUGGUUCCAGCGGAAAAGGGCGGCAGUUGGCUUGGUUCAUACCUUGUUUGGCUUGAGCUGCUUCUGAGCAUCUACUUUGCUACCGACUCCAUUUUGCUGUUUCGACAAUGGCAGAAGACGGGAAACUGGAAAAGUGAGCUCGUCGUCACGAUUCUGAGCACCCUUGGAUACUUGUACUACUGUCUCAAACCCAGGGCAUGUCAGCGUUCUGGUGUCAAUGGCGCGAACGAACAGGAAGAGUGA
Symbiodinium natans is the source of this 522-nucleotide messenger RNA. The record is from the annotation of a GenBank genome assembly. NCBI's taxonomy places the organism in Eukaryota, Dinophyceae, Suessiales, Symbiodiniaceae.